UGGACAGACAGAGACAAAUAUAUGGCAGGUCUUUUAAUUAUUAUGCACCUCAUUUGUAUUACUGCACCCUUCCAUUUUAAUUGGAAUGCAUUUUGGGUGGCUGCCGCGUUACAUAUUAUCAUAGAUAUAUGUGGAAUCAAUAUUUCGUAUCAUAGAAAUCUUUCGCAUAGAAGUUUCAAACUUCCCAAAUGGCUUGAAUACUUUUUAGCAUAUUGUGGAACUCUAGCAUUUCAGGGUGAUCCAAUUGAUUGGGUGAGUACACAUAGAUGUCAUCAUCAAUUUGUUGAUACAGAAAAUGACCCACAUAGUCCUAUUCAAGGAUUUUGGUUUAGUUAUUUGACUUGGCUUUUGGAUUCCAAUGCUUUGACUAGAAGAUAUGGAAGACCAAAUAAUGUUGGUGACUUGGAGAAACAAUCCUUCUAUAGGUUUCUUCGCAAAACAUAUUUUCUUCAUCAACUUCCUCUUGCAAUCCUUCUUUAUGCAGUUGGAGGAACACCUUUUCUUAUAUGGGGAACGUUUGUGAGGACCAUAGUGUCCCUCCAUGUGACCUUCAUGGUGAAUUCAAUAUGUCAUACAUUUGGAAAUCAACCAUGGAAUACUGGAGAUUUGUCUAGAAAUACUUGGUGGAUAUGUUUGCUUACACACGGAGAAAGUUGGCAUAAUAACCAUCAUGCUUUCGAGUAUUCAGCCAGACAUGGGCUUGAAUGGUGGCAGAUCGAUAUUUGUUGGUAUAUUAUUCGAUUUCUUCAAGUUAUUGGAUUAGCAACUGAGGUUAAAGUACCCUCUCAAUCUCACAAGCAAAGACUACAAGCUUUGGACCAAACCAAAAGAAAAGAACUUUGAGAAUUAUCGCUUUAAAUCAAAAUAAAUUUUCUUCCGCAAAUGUUUAACAAUAGAAUAAAAAGUAAGAUUUAAUGUUGGCUCAUUUUGUUCUAUUUCAAUCUUGAAGUUUCAAUCUUGCAAAAACUUCGAAAAAAAUGCUUGCUUUAGUCCCUAGUGUGGUAAGGAUUUGUAACUCUUCGGGUGAGGUGGCUAUCUUUUUUU
Cucumis melo (muskmelon) is the source of this 1044-nucleotide messenger RNA. RefSeq names its product palmitoyl-monogalactosyldiacylglycerol delta-7 desaturase, chloroplastic-like. The transcript has 5 exons. Gene Ontology annotation, biological process: lipid metabolic process. Gene Ontology annotation, molecular function: oxidoreductase activity, acting on paired donors, with oxidation of a pair of donors resulting in the reduction of molecular oxygen to two molecules of water. The coding region runs from base 22 to 843 and encodes 273 amino acids. The record is from RefSeq and is a predicted model, not a curated record. Gene Ontology annotation, cellular component: endoplasmic reticulum membrane. Lineage: Eukaryota; Viridiplantae; Streptophyta; Magnoliopsida; Cucurbitales; Cucurbitaceae.